AUGGCGGAAGAUCUGGUGCUCGACACGGCGAUCAGAGACUGGGUUCUAAUUCCUUUAUCAGUAGUGAUGGUACUCAUCGGCAUCCUCCGCUACUUCGUCUCUAAACUCAUGCGCUCCUCUCAAGUUCCCGAUCCCAAAAUCGUCAAAGAAGGUCAGGUGAUUCUUAGGGCGCGCAAUUUACGUGCCGGCGCCAAUUUCAUCCCUGCCAAGUCGUUUCGUGCUCGUAGGGUUUAUUUCAGUAACGAGGAAAAUGGGUUAUUGUAUGUUCCAAGAGGGCAGGCUCAAAAUCCGCAAGCACAAAUGUUUUCUGAUCCCAACAUGGCUAUGGAUAUGAUGAAGAAAAAUCUGUCUAUGAUCAUACCCCAGACACUUACUUUUGCUUGGGUCAACUUUUUCUUCUCUGGGUUUGUUGCAGCCAAGAUACCAUUCCCACUGACUCAGAGGUUCAGGUCAAUGUUACAGAAUGGGAUUGACUUGAGCACUGUUGAUGUUAGCUAUGUCAGUAGUCGAUCAUGGUAUUUCCUCAAUUUGUUUGGAUUAAGGGGUUUGUUUAGCCUCAUUCUUGGAGAAGAAAAUGCUACUGAUGAUACACAGCGGAUGAUGCAAAUGAGUGGGUUUGGUUUUGAUCCCUCAAAGAGCUUGGGUGCUGAGAAAGACGGUCUUGACAUCCUUCAGCAUGAAUGGGCUCUACCGAAAUUUGAGCAGCGUGCUGAAACAGUUUUGAGAAAUCUUGUUAGAUGAACAGUCCUGAGUGGUCCUCAAAUGAAUUUUAAUCCAUUAUCAAUGGAUCUAUAGCAGUAGCUGUGGAGUCAGGCAAGACCUGAUGCUUAUAGUUACUGAAAGAAACCAUUGUUGUAAUUCUAAACUUACUUUCAAGUUUAAUUAAUAUCACUGAAGAAAUUUUCCAGAUUGCUAGUUGUAUCAUCAUGUUUUGUGAAAUCGUACAUCUUUUUAUUUUUCCA
Molecule: messenger RNA, 962 nt
Organism: Pistacia vera
Lineage: Eukaryota; Viridiplantae; Streptophyta; Magnoliopsida; Sapindales; Anacardiaceae
Product: ER membrane protein complex subunit 3
Exons: 8
Coding region: 1-741 (246 amino acids)
Biological process (GO): protein folding in endoplasmic reticulum
Cellular component (GO): EMC complex; membrane
Source: RefSeq, a predicted model, not a curated record